ACCAAGUGGAUUGGAACGUGCAAACAGGGUCUUUGGGUCCCUGAUUAAAGUCUCCUUUUUCUUUAUUACUCCCUCGUUCCCUCAUCGCAUCGAAUCCCUUCCUCCUCCUCUUUCCCAUCUAACUGAAUCCCCUCUUUGGUUACUUCCCAUAGAGCAGUCUUUCGUUUCCAUCGUUUCUAUUCUUUCCACUCUCUUUCACUUUCGCUUUUCCCACCAUUCCAUUUUUAAUUUCCACCUCCCGUAUACGUUGUAUAGCCUUUCAAUUCAUCUGUCCAGAGUAUAUAUCAUAUAUAUCCCCCCAUCAGUCACCAUGCGCUCCGUUUUCUACGUUGCUCUGAGCACCCUGGCGACUCUCGCCGCUGCCGCUGAGAACGCCUUCAACAUCCCCAGCACCGGUUAUCAGUUCACUGCCGGCAAGGCCACCACCUUGAGCUGGGAUCCCACCACCUCGGGAACGGUCACGCUGAAGCUGCAGUGGGGUAGUGUGUUGACCGACAGCACUGGUUCUACCAUCGUCGCCAACCUUCCCAACUCGGGUACUUACACCUGGUCCGUGCCCUCGGAUCUCGUCAACCGCUCUGAUUACAGCAUCGAGAUCAUCAGCGACUCGAACAGCAAGGAGGUCAACUACCUGCCUCGCUUUGCGGUUGCUGGCGCCACUGCUGUCGCUACCACCACCACGGCCUCUAGCACGACCACUACUGCUGCUACCUCCACCGCCACUCCUUCUACCACCCUGACCACCCAGUCCAAGUCUCACUCGUCCACCACUCCUGCAACCUCCACUUCUAGCUCCACCUCCUCUACCACCUCCACUACCUCGUCCACCACCUCCGCGACCUCCGUUCCCAACACGAACGCGGGUAUGACCAACCGCGUGUCUGGUGGCCUGGUGGCCCUUGUCCUGGGUGCUCUCGCUCUCUUCUAAGCUAGUUAUCCUGAAAAGGGGGGUUUUGCAGGGUGAGGGGGGGGGGUUUCUCUUUUGAAAGUUUCCUUUUUGGUUGAGCCUUUCUUUUCUUUUUUGUGCGCUCUUGGUUGUCAAACUUAGAUGUGAUUUACACUUUCUUGAUCUGGGGUGUGUCCGUGCCGGGAAGAGUGCAGGGGUUGUUUCCUCCCGAAACAAAUCUUUUGUAGCGGCCUGGUCGCAUCCGAGAGUAUCUUUUAACUAUAUCUGUUUGUACAGACAGAAGGACUUGAUGCAUCGGUACUGGGGGCGUUGUUGUACCGCAUGCUGUAUGUAUGUAUAUAUAUGUAUUCUGUAAUGAAUGUUAUUAGCGC
This is a messenger RNA of Aspergillus ochraceoroseus IBT 24754, 1278 nucleotides long. Its product is annotated as GPI anchored serine-threonine rich family protein. The record is from RefSeq and is a predicted model, not a curated record. Bases 311 to 928 code for a protein of 205 amino acids. Lineage: Eukaryota; Fungi; Ascomycota; Eurotiomycetes; Eurotiales; Aspergillaceae. The transcript is spliced from 2 exons.